This is a messenger RNA of Phacochoerus africanus (Common warthog), 9188 nucleotides long. RefSeq names its product ALF transcription elongation factor 1 (gene AFF1). Gene Ontology annotation, cellular component: super elongation complex; nucleus. Gene Ontology annotation, biological process: regulation of gene expression. NCBI's taxonomy places the organism in Eukaryota, Metazoa, Chordata, Mammalia, Artiodactyla, Suidae. The transcript has 21 exons. The record is from RefSeq and is a predicted model, not a curated record. The coding region runs from base 291 to 3965 and encodes 1224 amino acids.
GGCUUGCCUGCCAGCUAGCGGACGGGCGCGCGGCUCCUGCGCACUCGGCCUCCGCCUGCGCGCGUCGCUGGCACAGCUGCGUUCUCGCCUCCGCGGCUGGGAGUGGGGUCCGGCGCGAGCCGCCGCUCAGCUUCGGGAGCACACACUCCCCGGCGCUCUCCGCACCAGCGCCCCUUCCCGACCACAUCAGGUCCGGGGCGGGCGAGGGCGGCGAGGGCGCACGACCCGAGACUGCAGGACUAAGGGUCUAGAAGAUGAAUAGACUUGUCACUUUCCACUGACGGGCAGCGAUGGCAUUUACCGAAAGAGUCAACAGCAGUGGCAACAGCAGCUUGUACAAUGAAGACAGAAACCUGCUUCGGAUUAGAGAGAAGGAGAGACGCAACCAGGAAGCUCACCAAGAGAAGGAGGCAUUCUCUGAAAAGAUCCCCCUUUUUGGAGAGCCCUACAAGACAGAAAAAGGUGAUGAGCUCUCCAGCCGAAUACAGAACAUGCUGGGCAACUACGAAGAAAUGAAGGAGUUUCUUAGUACCAAGUCCCACUCUCAACGCUUGGAUGCUUCCGAACACAGGUUGGGAAAGCCCAGAUAUCCUUUACUUCCCGAGAAGGGGAGUGGCAUCCCAUCCCACUCCUUCCACCCCAGCCUCCACCACCAGCCAGGGAACACGCCUGCCUCUGGACCACUUCCUGUUGGUACCAUCAGCCAGAACCCAAAGAUGGCGCAGCCCAGAAUGGAGCCAGUGCCGAGUCUCCAGGGCAAAAGCUACGGGCCCCCGGACGGGCCGCUCCUGCCCCAAGAUCGCCUCGCUCCGGAGGGCUACGGCUCCAGUCAGCACAAAAAGCGCGAGCGCAGAGCUGACGGCGACCACGGUGCUUUGAUGCCAGACCCGGCCCCGGAGCGGGAGCUUGCGCCUCUCUUCGCUCUGCCGUCCCCGGUCCCCCCUCUGUCUCCUGUACAUUCCAACCAGCAGACUCUCCCCAGGAUGCAGGGAAGCAGCAAGGGUCACAGCAGCAGCAGCAGCAGCAGCAGUAAGGGCUACGGCCCGGGCAAGUCUCCCAAGGACCUGGCGGGAAAGGUCCCCGAGAAGGAGACCCCUCAAGAGCCUUCGGGGGCCGCGGCUGGCCUGGGGGGAGCCCCGCCCCCGCCCCCUUCUCAGACGUUCCCCCCGCCCCCCCUCCCGUCAAAAAGCCUUGCAAUGCAGCAGAAGCCCACGGCCUACGUCCGGCCCAUGGAUGGCCAAGAUCAGGCCCCCAGCGAGUCCCCUGAACUGAAGCCGCUGCCGGAAGACUUCCGGCAACAGACCUUUGAAAAAACAGACUUAAAAGUGCCUGCCAAAACCAAGCUCGCUAAGCUCAAAAUGCCUGCUCAGUCGGUCGAGCAGACCUACUCCAAUGAAGUCCAUUGUGUUGAAGAGAUUCUGAAGGAAAUGACCCAUUCAUGGCCGCCUCCUCUGACAGCCAUACACACGCCCGGUACUGCUGAGCCGUCCAAAUUUCCUUUUCCCACAAAGGAUUCUCAGCAUAUUAGUUCUGCAACGCAAAACCAAAAACAAUAUGACACAUCUUCAAAACCCCACAGUAAUCCUCAGCAGGGAACAUGCGUGCUCAGAGAUGACCUUCAGCUCAGUGACAGUGAGGACAGUGACGGCGAUCAAACCCCAGAGAAGCCUCCUUCUGCAUCUGCACCUCCAAGCGCCCCGCCACCCCCGCCGCCACCGCCGCCGCCGCCCCCCCCCGAGGCGGCCUCCGCACAUUCCAGCAGCGCAGAGUCGGAGAGCACCAGCGACUCGGACAGCUCCUCGGACUCGGAGAGCGAGAGCAGCUCCAGUGACAGCGAGGAGAACGAGCCCCAGGAAGCCCCGGCUCCCCCUGAGCCCGAGCCUCCGACAACAAACAAAUGGCAGCUGGACAACUGGCUGACCAAAGUCAGCCAGCCCCCGGUGCCCGCCGAGGCCCCGGGCAGCGCCGAGCCCCCGCCUCGGCACACGGACAGUAAGGGCAAGGGCGGCGACAGCGCCCCCGCGGGUCACGAGCGCUCGGAGUCCAAAGAGCCUGCCCCCAAAAACUCCAGCCGAGGCCCCCGGGGCCCUUCCGAAGGCCCCCACGCGGGCAAGAGGACCUGUCAGAAGUCCCCCGCCCAGCAGGAGCCCCCGCAGAGGCAAACCGUGGGAACCAAGCAGCCCAAAAAACCCGCCAAGCCCUCCGCCCCUGCGGACGCGCGCGCCUGCGUACAAGCGGAGAGCCAGCUGGGCUCCAAAGACCAGCCCUCCAAAGACAAGCCCAAGGUCAAGACGAAAGGGCGGCCGCGCGCCGGCGAGAGCUGCGAGCCCAAGCCGCCAGCGCCUGCCUCUGGCCCGGGCGAGCGGAAGAAGCACCGGAGCGGCCCCGCCGACCCCCCGAAGGCGCCCCCGAAGGAGGCAGCAGAGGACGGGAGCCCCGAUCACUUUGCGCUCGUCCCCCUGACGCAGAGCCAGGGCCCCGCCCGCGGUGGCGCCAGGACUAGUGGCUGCCGACUGGCCGUGGUCGUCCAAGAGGACCGCCGCAAGGACAGACCCCCGGUGCCUUCGCGAGACACCAAGCUGCUCUCCCCGCUCAGGGACACUCCGCCCCCGCAAAGCUUGAUGGUGAAGAUCACCCUGGAUCUCCUCUCCCGGGUCCCCCAGCUCCCCGGGAAGGCCAGCCGGCCCAAGAAGCCGGAAGACAAACCGCCAGUGGCCACGAAGAAGCCCGAUCCUGAGAAGCGAAGCUCAGACACCGCCAGCAAGUUGGCCAAAAAGAGAAAGGGCGAAUCAGAAAGAGACCACGAGAGCAAGAAAACCAGACUGGAGAAGGAAAUCAAAUCACAGUCAUCAGCUUCAUCCUCCCACAAAGAACCUUCUAAGUCAAAAACGCCUCGGCCCUCCUCGGAGCCCUCCAAGAAGGAGCCGCUUCCCCCUCCGCUUGUCUCAUCCUCGUCCUCCCAGAAGCCAGCCAAACCUGCACAAAAGAGGCCAAGGCAGGAAGCAGACGCCUGUGGCCAGGACCCUCCCAAAAGUGCCAGUAGUAGCAAGGGCAUCCACAAAGACUCUUCCGUUUCCAAGCACAGAAAAGUGGACGGGAAGGGCUCUGGAAGCUCUACAGAACACAGAGGAUCUUCUGGAGAUACUGCAAACCGUUUCCCAGUGCCUUGUUUGCCAAAUGGUAACUCCAAACCAGGGAAGCCUCACGUGAAGUUUGACAAACAACAAGCAGAUUUUCACAUGAAGGAGGCCAAAAGGUUGAAGGACAAAGCAGAACUAGUGACGGACAAGGUGGGGAAGGCGUUCAAGUACCUGGAAGCCGCCUUGGCCUUCAUCGAGUGUGGCAUCGCGGUGGAGUCGGAGAGCCCGGCGUCCCGGUCCGCUUACUCCAUCUACUCGGAGACCCUCGACCUCAUCAAAUCCAUAAUGUCAUUAAAAUCCUUCUCAGAUGCCACAACACCAACACAGGAGAAAAUAUUUGCUGUUUUAUGCAUGCGCUGCCAGUCCAUUUUGAACAUGGCGAUGUUUCGUUGUAAAAAAGAUAUAGCAAUAAAGUAUUCCCGAACUCUUAACGAACACUUCUUCAAGACUUCUUCCAGAGUUGCCCAGGCACCUUCGCCAUGCAUUGCAAGAAGCACAGGCACGCCGUCCCCCCUCUCGCCGACGCCUUCGCCCGCCGGCUCUCUCGGAUCGCAGUCCGGCGCCGGCGGCGGGAUGCCCGCCACGGUCAGCACCCCGGUCACCAUCCAGAACAUGACAUCUUCCUACGUCAGCAUCACUUCCCACGUCCUUACCGCCUUUGACCUUUGGGAACAGGCGGAGGUCCUCAUCAAGAAGAACAAAGAAUUUUUUGCUCAGCUCAGCACAAGCGUGUGUGCCCUGGCCCUCAACAGCAGUUUGAUGGAUCUGGUGCAUUAUACAAGACAGGGUUUUCAGCGGCUAAAACAAGUCACCAAAAGCCCUUAGUGGAGGCCCAGGUUGCUUUGAUGUCUUGGGAACUUUUUUGCACAUUGGAAGCCUCAAAACAGUCCGGACAUUUGUCUCACCAGGACACCAAACUCAAGAAGAAAAGCACCCUGAGAUGGCCAGGACGUUUGUUCCCUGAAACCCUCGACACCUCUGGAGUCAUUGGCUGGACACAGUGCUUACGCGGAGGCGGAAGGGAGGAGGCUGGCCUCAGAGACGAUCCUGCCUUUCCCGACCGAAGGACAGACGUGCAAUGCAGCCUGAGUGGGUGUGUGUGUGGUCUAGAAACAUUUCAUUUUUUCUAACCAGCAGGAUGAGAGCGAAACGAAGAGGAGCAGUUUCAACUCUGAAAGCAAAUCGCAUCAUCUCCGUAGCCACAUGAGUUCAUUCCCAGAAAGAAAUUUUUGUAACCGUGAAUCGUGGUGUAGGUUUUGGUGGAUUUUUUUUUUUUUUUUUUUUACGUUUCGGGAAAAUACCUUGUUGAAUGCAUUCUAAUGGUCAUCUCUAAAGCGUAAGUCGUGAAGGACGCCACUCUACCCCACUUUCUGCCAGUGAACGGUGGCUUUGAUCACAUCAGGUCUUGUCACGAUGUCUAAGAUUGACGGCAACCCCGCAUUGCCUGGAGAACUGGACGGUCGCCCCGGCCCCGAUUGCUCCGGUGCUGGGUUGGAGGAGGCCUCGGGCUGUGGAGAGAGAGGCCAUGGAGCUGCCCGGGGUGGCAGAGGGCCGGGCGCCACCAUCCCCCCUGUCCCCCCGCCCUGCUUCAGCCAAAGUCGUGCCCAUGGAAUACGUUCUUGACUUUGCACCGUGGGGCAGAAGAGAUCCACCGUCUGGCUGUCACCUGACGGUUACGGCGCUUGCUGGUUUUUGUUUAAAGUAGAGCUGGAAUUUGCGGUGCUGAUCUGGGGUCUGCAGUUACGUGGUAACUCAUGUUGUCUUACCAACUCAGAGUUUUGUCUGCAAACAAAAGAAAAUCCACUUCUUAGAGAGGCUAUAUUUUUCUGCUACGAAUUAUUUUAUAUUUAUAGCAAAACGAGGCUUUGAUUGUCCAGGGGAGAUUAUCUCCCUGAGAGGCUCUAUGGAGAUUUGGGGUGGUUAAUUAGACUUAAAAAAAAAAAAUUGUCACCGCAUGCCUUCACUCCAGAAUGUUCUCAGUCUUAGAUUUGAUUAGAUUGAGGAAGAACUGUGGCCUUCCCAUAAGCUGUUAUGGCCAGAGGCUAGCCAUUAAACCAAGUUUAUUUUCAAUGACCUAAAGUGGGCGGGGGGGGGGGGAAGCUUAGAAUUUCCACAUAUCCAUAAGCACAGAUUUCUUUGAUUGAAACUUUGGGGGUCACUAUUGGAAGCAUUAUUGUGAGUGCAGUGUUUUUAGAAGCCAACCCUUGUCCCUUUUAGAAGUCGAAUUUGCACAUGUAUCACACCCGAGGAGUGAGCGUUGGCGCAGCAAUUGCUUUUUCUCCCUCCAGCCUCUUCCACCCUCUCCGUGCUGUUCCCUGCCAAGCCUGUUUGACGUUGUCAUAUUUAUUUAUUCGUGAAGAAGGGCGUACCACCUUUAUUUAUAAUGAAGAGGUCGAAGGGCCAUGUGAUGAAUGUAAGAGCUUCCUUGGUAAUUUGGUAGCUGUCUAGUAGAGAGGCGUCGAAGUUGGGAGUGAUGAUGCUUCUUUGUCGCUGUUGGUGUGAAGCUGUGUCUUCUGUGGCCCAGCCUGUUCUUUGGCUAUUGAUGUUCUAAAGCAAAGCCAUGGUCCUCUUUAAACUCCUUGUUCAAAAAGCAACUUGUUGUGAAAUGAACAGUAAUUGCCUCUCAUUGGCAUAGGUUGUACGCUUGCGGCAUCGCAUGUGCACCUCUCAGAUGCAAGAGCCAAGACACCGGAACCAGGCUGAUGUGGUUCUUGAGCCUCGUUCCCCCGUUGGCCAUUCCCACCCCCUUCACCCCAUCACUCGCCAGCACAAGCCACCUGCCAGUUUGGGAGGGUGUGUUUUUGAGGACUGUUCUGAUCUAUGCAGACUGUGCCGUGUGUGUGUGUGUGUGUGUGUGUGUGUGUGUGUGUGUCUCUUUCUCUCUCUCUCUCUCUCUCCUGUCAGGAGCCACAGUGCCCCCUUGACUGACAACAUUUCCAAGUCAAUUUUUCAGCCGUUUCUAAAAAAAAAAAAAAGGUGAUUGGCUUUUUCAGUGGCCUUAUUCUUUGUGUAUGUGUGUUUUUUCCCCUGACCUUUAUAUGAACAUUUUAUUUGUCCCUUGAAAACCUAAUGAAUUUGCAGAGGUCCGUUUGUACUCUUUUGAUCAUGGAGUGUUUCUGAUUCUUACUGCAACAUGCAUUGUACCUAAAAGAAUUCGUAGUGGCUUCUUUUUAAAAAGAAUGUCAGAGGCAGUGGCCGAUGAAUCCUUCAUGGUCCCAAGGUCUUUUCGCUGUGACAGUUGUAUAUAGAAAUCAAAAGGAUUUUUUAAUCAUUUGCACUUUUUUCACUGCAUGCUUAAAUUCCCAAAGGCAAGAUUUGAACGCAGGCAGGUCACUGAAGGGACUAGGUGAUAAAAUUAAGCCUUUUGAGUACGUGGCGUUCUUGUGACAACCGUUAAUAGUACACCCUUCACAGUGAGACAAAUACAAGAAACACAUCUUGCGUGAAACUGAGUAUAAAAAUCUUGCCUCUGGCACUACACUUCGGGGUGUGUGUGUGUGUGUGUCUGUCUUUUAGUAGAAAAUGGAAGAACACUGUUUUUCUUUUGAAAAUGUUGAAUGCUUCUUCUGUCCUUGGAGAUAAUUAAAAUGUGAGUCACUGAAUGUACGAUGUUCACCAGACCAAGGGCCCUGAUAAACUAUGAAACACACCUUAUUGAAAUUCUCCAGGUUACACAGGGCUACGAAUGUGAGCCCAUGGGCCGUGUGCUAGCCGUGGUAGAAGAGGGGGAGAGCCCAGCUGGCAUAUUAUCAGCACGAGAACUACACUAGGAGAAUGGCUUAUCUGGUUGUGAUUUAAUCACAAGACUGAAUGGGAAAAGCGUCUGAGUUUUUUAAAACAAAAGGACCUUCAUUUUACAAUGUUUUGACCCACAUGUUUAGCUGUUUCCCUGCACAGAUUGGACCACACUUAGCUCCCUUGUUCUACAUCCUUUAAUUCCUGACGUCAGGUUCAGAAGCAAAACACCCAUCCCUUUAUGGCUGAAAACUUGUCCUAAUUGGUACCUUAAAUAUUAAUGAUAGUAGAAGCAGGAGCUUACUUUUUAAAAAGAUAGGUAAUUCUUGUUCAGUAAACUGUUCAAUAACUUUUAGAAGCAGAAAGAAACCAUUGUGCCCUGCAAAAUGAACAAAACUCUUAUUCUGAUGAAUGAGAGGAAAUGUUUUGUGUGUGUGUGUCUGUGUGCGCGCACACAGACACACACACACGGAGAAUAAGAGGCUAGCCGAAUUGGAUAUAUUUAUUGUGCCUUUGUAGACCAAACAUAAUUUUGGAAUAAUCUAUUUAUUUUGCCAUGACUUUAGGAGAUGCUAGGUGGGUCUUUCACCUCUUCUGCCUCGUGAAGUUUGAGGUGUGUUGGUGCUUCUUAAGGCAAAUGAAUCAAAGACGGCUUGGUUCCCUAGCUGCCACCUUAGAUCCUACAUUUUUUUCUUGAGGAUUGAUUUUUCCCAGACACUACACAAAAUCUGCGAAAACCUCUGCCACUUCAUCUGUCACACGUUACCGCUGAAUAGCAGUAUUUAAAUCUUGCGGGAAUAGUUGGCUUUCUGUUGGGAACACACAGGUAGAGGUUUGCUCCUUGCGGCCGUGGGGGGGGUGUCAGGAUCAGAGCGGUACUUCCUCCCUUUCCUCUUGCUCUCGUGGGUCGCUGCUUUCGUUUGCUUCUGUUUGGGAGUUGGGGCUGUAAAUGGUUUUCCCUGCGCUUUUCUUUUCUCUCGUCGUUGGGUUUGUGGGAGGUGGAGUGGCAGAAUAACUCGGUGUUGGGGAUCUUCCUCCAAACACUGCAGGUGGUGUUUUUACCACGGAAACCUCAAAUCCCCCAUCCAGUGUGUCCGUCACCAAAACUACGGGAAGGAACCGUGACCACUGCCCUGUUCUUUAGUUCUUAUUUAUGAGGAGUCGACAAGCAUCCUCCACCACCUUUCUCAAGGUGGUUGUAAAUUUUCUAUUGUCCUGGGGAAGGUGUGCCCGCAAUCGGCAGGUGCGGGGAUGGGUAGAGGAGCGCCUGUAUUUCUCUACACAGGAGGGCAGGAGGGAACCGUCCAGCUCCCCAGAGCCUCGAUAUUACUGGAAGGACAAAGGAAUAAGACCACUGACGGGGAGGCUGGCGGAGCCGCGCUGCUCGGACCGGGCAGGGGCUGCCCAAGGACGAUAACUUGCUUUGCUUAAAAGUAGAUGUUUAAGUGAUGCGUCAUACAGGCAGUAUUAACUUGUGUUAAUUAGUUUAACAACAAAAGGCAGUCUGUGCCUUUUUGUUCAGGCCAUCAAUAUGUAUUGUUAAAAUUAACUGCACAUACUCCCCCUCAGAUAUCAAGUAUACACUGUUCUCGUUUGUGUGUGUGUGUGUGUGUGUUUAUACACGUGUGUUCCAGAUCUUUUUUUUUUUUUUUUCUUCUGAAUGUGAUCAUGUUUUUGGAUGAUACCUGAGCAGGGUUGCCUUUUUUUUAUUUAUUACCAUUAUAUAUUAUAUUAUAUUAUAUAUUUUUUGCUUUCUUAUAACUUUAGAGGAAAGUCAAAUCUUGGUAUUAUUAAAAUUGUUUAAAAAAGAUUAAAUUGUCCAGUUGAUAAAUGGAGAUCACUGGCCUAUCUCUAAAAUAAUAUGAAUUUUUCGUUAUGGUAAUACCGUGCCAGCGAUCCAGUCCACACAGAGACUUUGUCCGUAGGCUAGGGAAGCAGUGACGUCGUCAGUGGGAAGAGGAGCCGCACAGACGAGGGGACUCCACGCGUUUUACUUACUCAGCAAUGGAACUGCACCUGGGGCUUUGUGAAUAAAAUGUAGCUGCCUUGUAUAGUCCUUUGAAAGAGACAUGUAUGAUCUGUGAGAAUUAUAGUUUGUUUUCUUUUUUUAGAAGAAACAUUUGCAAAAGAUCUUUCCAAAGAAAAUGUGCCACAGAUCUUUUGUUUGUUGUUCUCUGUAAUGAGGAUUAAUUGCUGUUAUAAAAAAAAAAAACAAAAACAUGUAAUUGACUUGUUUGUCUUCAAAUUCUUUACUUUUCACAAGAGGAUCGAGCUGUAAAAAAAAAAAAAAUUAAUAAAAAUUUAGAGAAAUCA